AUUGGCAUAAAGGGACGGGUCACUUCGUCGUGGACUGUAGCAGGGGAGGUGGGCUAAAGUUUCUGACCCAAAGGUUCCCCACCGCAGACUCAAAUUCUGUCUGGUUGGCAUAUGAGCCAACAAAAAAUGAAAAGUGAAGUCUUUUUCCGUUGGCCGCAGCUUGAGAUUAAAAGUUUUCUAUAGAGAAGACUACGUGGAUAGCUUUCUUUGAUAACAUUCAUGCCUUACGAAUCAAAUUCCAUUUGAUUGGAAUUGGAAUUGUUCAGCAGGAUUUGAACGAGAUAUGGUGCAUAAAAUAUAUAGUAAUACAGAAUUUUUAGACUGAUUUCAGCAUUAUUCCAGCAUAACUGCUUAGGAUAUUUUUCCUUUUUCAUUUGGCGCAAGGAAUAAGAACCAAUAAUGCAGAAAUGAAGAAUGGUUCAAAGUCUUUGGUCAAGUGAGCGAGUCUCAGAUAGACAACUACUACGUCGUUUGAUGCCAUAAAAGGUAGUGGGCGCCCCUAACCGAUCUUCCACGUGGCAAAGAUCGAAAGGCGAAGCUUCCCAACUUCAGUCGCUCCAGAAACCACUUGAAUUUGUCAUCCCUUUAGUCAGAACCGUCCAAACAUCGGCCCCACAUCUCCCCAUGUUGUAUCUUCCCAAGUAUGCCCUCGUUGCCCGUCUCUUCCCGGGCACUCCACCCACCUCUUCAUCCUUGCAACUCGUAUCCAAUCACAUUCUCUCUCUGCCCGCACAUCCGGGGCAGCUGUAAUAAAACACUCUCCUUUGUUCAGAGUCUCUCCAACAACAACUGUUUUCCACUUUCAGACAUACGCACACGACCGUAGACAAAAAGAAAAUCGUCAAUAAAGAAUAAAGAACAUAAAAAAUUAUAAAAAUUUUACUAUAAAUUGAACCAAACACACGCUAUAAAUUGCGGCGACGUGUUUGGACAGGACAAUCACUAAGAAAGUGAUUUUUUUGAGUCGUGUUCUUGAAUCCUAUUUCCUUUAGUAGUGGCUUCGGAUCUUGAAAUCUAGGUACGGAAUAAUGUGGAGUCAGGCGCGAUUUGCAGCGUCGAGACUUAGCCGAUCGAGGCGGUUGUUCUCGUCGGCGAUUCCUGGUCCUUGUAUUGUUCACAAGCGUGGUGCUGAUAUUCUUCAUGAUCCUUGGUUCAAUAAGGAUACUGGCUUUCCUUUGACAGAAAGAGAUCGACUUGGGCUCCGUGGUCUCCUUCCGCCACGCGUGAUAUCAUUUGAGCAGCAAUAUGCUCGUUUCAUGGAAUCAUAUCGAUCACUGGAGAAAAAUACUAAGGGUCAACCAGAUAGUAUUGCUGCAUUGGCAAAAUGGAGGAUCUUAAAUAGAUUGCAUGACAGGAAUGAAACACUAUACUACAGAGUCCUUAUUGACAACAUCAAAGAUUUUGCUCCAACAAUUUACACCCCGACUGUUGGACUAGUAUGUCAAAAUUACUCUGGGCUGUUUAGACGCCCACGUGGAAUGUAUUUUAGUGCAAAGGAUAAAGGAGAGAUGAUGUCUAUGAUAUAUAAUUGGCCAGCUCAACAGGUUGAUAUGAUAGUCCUGACUGAUGGCAGUCGUAUUCUUGGCCUUGGUGACCUUGGAGUUCAGGGGAUUGGAAUACCAAUUGGAAAACUUGAUAUGUAUGUUGCUGCUGCUGGUAUCAACCCACAAAGAAUACUCCCGGUUAUGCUAGAUGUUGGUACUAACAAUCAAAGGCUGCUUGAAGACCGGCUUUAUUUAGGAUUAAGACAACCUAGGUUAGAAGGGGAAGAAUAUCUAUCAAUUGUUGAUGAGUUCAUGGAAGCAGUUUUCACACGUUGGCCUAAGGCUAUUGUACAGUUUGAGGAUUUUCAAAUGAAAUGGGCCUUUGAAACUCUGGAACGCUAUCGUAAAAGGUUUUGCAUGUUUAAUGAUGACAUACAGGGAACUGCUGGAGUUGCACUUGCUGGAUUGUUAGGAACUGUAAGAGCACAAGGUCGAUCAUUGGCUGACUUUCCAAACCAAAAGAUAGUCGUGGUGGGAGCUGGAAGUGCAGGGCUUGGUGUUCUUAGCAUGGCUGUGCAAGCUGUUGCAAGGAUGACAGGAAAAGCCGAAACAGCUGCACGCAACUUUUUCCUACUUGAUAAAGAUGGUCUUGUCACUAAAGAGAGGAAGAAUCUUGAUCCAGCAGCAGCACCAUUUGCUAAAGAUCCAGGACAGAUAGUGGGACUUAGAGAGGGGGCUUCUCUACUUGAAGUGGUUAAAAAGGUCAAGCCUGAUGUGCUUCUUGGUUUGUCUGGAGUUGGUGGUGUGUUCAGUGAAGAGGUGCUCAAGGCCUUGCAUGAAUCUGAUUCAAGUAAACCUGCUAUUUUUGCGAUGUCAAAUCCCACCAUGAAUGCUGAAUGCACUGCUGCGGAUGCUUUUAAGCAUGCUGGAGAAAACAUAGUCUUCGCCAGUGGAAGCCCUUUUGAAAAUGUCAAUCUCGGUAAUGGCAAAGUGGGCCACGUAAAUCAAGCAAAUAACAUGUACCUGUUCCCAGGGAUUGGUUUGGGAGCUUCGAUCUCAGGUGCUCGUUUUAUAACUGAUGGAAUGUUGCAAGCUGCUGCUGAAUGCCUUGCAUCUUAUAUGACCGACGAAGAAAUCCAAAAGGGCAUCUUGUAUCCAUCUAUCGAUAGUAUUCGACAUAUCACAGCUGAGGUUGGGGCAUCUGUUGUGCGAGCUGCUGUUGCAGAGGAAUUGGCUGAAGGGCAUGGUGACGUGGGUCCCAAAGAACUGGCGCAUAUGUCAAAACCUUGACCAGUUCUCCUCGGCCAUCACCAAAUAUUCUCAUCGGUUAGUCUUCUGCUUAGUUCCCAAUUCAGGCUUGCUUACUUUGUCACUCAUUCAUCAGAAUCCAGCGAGACAAAAGAAUAAAAGGUAUGGCGUAAGU
Molecule: messenger RNA, 2907 nt
Organism: Durio zibethinus
Lineage: Eukaryota; Viridiplantae; Streptophyta; Magnoliopsida; Malvales; Malvaceae
Source: RefSeq, a predicted model, not a curated record